AUGGGCGCAGACGGAAAGGACAUAGACGUCGGCGACACGGUCGACGUGCCAGGCGGCAUGAUCGGUGUCGUCAAGUUUGUUGGCAGCAUUCGGGGUAAACAGGGCGUCUUCGCGGGAGUAGAACUGAACCGCGAGUAUGCAGCGCGGGGCAAGAACGACGGCGCAGUCGAUGGUACACAAUACUUCGAUACCUCUGUCCCUGGCUCUGGCAUCUUCCUGCCCGUACACCGCGCACAGAAGCGUAUCUCGGCCGACUCGUCUGACUUCGCACCUGAGCCUACCACGCCCUCGUACCACAACAACUUUAGCCUCUCGACCACGGAGAAGCCCAGCUUCAGUCCGGAUACCCCGUCAAUGCCACUGCCCAAGUUCUCCCAGUCGGUCGGCCCCGGUACCCGUACCACCAGUCCCAAGAGGGUACCCUCAGCAGUACGACCCUCAUUCAGACCAGAAUCUCCCUAUCGCCAGAAGCCCAGUGCAACCCCUGCCAGGAGCGGCGGACUGACACCCUCUGGCUUCUCCAAGAGCGCAAUCGGCGCGCCACCAAGAUUCGCAAGUCCCGCACCUCCUCGUUACGCCAGUCCUGCGCCCAGGGCUGCUCCUCCACCAAAGCCACGGACACCCGGUCCCCAACGACCCUACUCGCGAAGCAGUUCUCGUCUUGGUCAUCAGGAUACUAUCGAGGAGGACAACGAGACGACGCCAGUUGGUGCAGCGCGAACCAGCAAUGAUUCCAUGGCCAGCUACAAGCAUCGUAGGCCGGGCUCUCGGCUAGGCUCGUCUCCGAAUGAAGAGGUGCAGCGCCUCCAGGCGCAGUUGGAACAAAAGGAGAAGCAGCUUCAGGAGCAAGCAGCGUCGCUGAGCGAGAUGGAAGCGAGUUUGACGGAAAUUCAGAGCCUGAUACCUGAGGACGGAAUGGAUAUGGGAUCAGCGCAUGGCAGCAGUGAGCCGACUGAUGUAGCGCAACUACGAGCACUUCUCAGAGAGAAGAACGAUAAGAUCGCUAUGCUCACAUCUGAGUUCGACGCACAUCGAUCCGACUUCCGAAGCACAAUCGACACCCUAGAGCUAGCGAGCACUGAAACUGAGCGCGUUUACGAGAAGAAGGUAGAGGAGCUACAAGAAGAGUUGCGUGAGUAUGCGUCUCGUAGUGAAGAUGUCGAGACUGUAGCAAUGCAGUUGAAGCAACUGGAAGAACUUGUACAAGAGCUGGAAGAAGGCCUGGAAGACGCGCGUAGGGGCGAAGCAGAGGCCAGAGGCGAAGUCGAGUUCCUGCGUGGAGAAGUCGAGAGAGGGAGAUCCGAACUCCGUCGCGAGCGCGAAAAGGCUGCUGCUGCUCUUAAGGGGGCUGGCGCAAUGGUCGAGGCGCCUCACACACCAGGACAAAGGGAAGUCGAGCAACGCGACGAUGAGAUUCGUGGUCUAAAGGCCAUCAUACAUUCAUUGAGCUCUGGUGGAGGAGAUGACCGGCGCUCACCUUUGUCGCGGCAAAACUCGUCUGUUGAUGCCGAGGAGCUCCAAACCGCGAAAGCAAACGCAGAACGUCUCGAGCGCGAAAAAGAGGAACUCCGCGGUCUUGUAGAACGCAAAGCCUACCGGGAAGAAGAGCUAGAACGUGAGCUGGAGAAGCUGAAAGCUCAACUUGGCCUUGCAGAGCAACGGGAAAGCGUGAUCAGCAACGGCAUGUCAGAGCACACCGCCAUACCAGAAAAGCCGUCAGAGCGAGAUUCUAAAGAUACUGUUGUUGAUUGGAGAGAACCGUCUCAGCACCCUCGUCGCGAUGCGCCUCCUGCGCUCUCCGCAAUGCCGGAAUCUGACGGCCGCUCCUCCGCUAACAGCAGCCUCCUCUGGUGCGAAAUUUGCGAAACAGGCGGCCAUGACAUUCUGAAUUGCUCCGCUAUGGGCGGAGAUAGUUCGUACCCCAAGGAAGACGGUCUACGCAAUGGCAAAGACGUUGUCAUCGAAGGCCUCCGCGGCCUGUCCGUCUCCUCUGAUCGCGCCCGGCCCCCUGCUCUUAGCCCAUCGAAACCACCCGGCAGCGCGCCCACAGCCCCUCUCCCCACUCCUUCGUUCAACGCGUCAAACUCCGAUCUCGUGCCACCCAAGGGCGCAGCUAUCGCUGACCCGGAUAAGUGGUGCGCAUUGUGCGAGAGUGAGGGACACGAUGUUACGGCCUGCCCAAAUGAAGACGCCUUUUAG
Molecule: messenger RNA, 2199 nt
Organism: Alternaria arborescens
Lineage: Eukaryota; Fungi; Ascomycota; Dothideomycetes; Pleosporales; Pleosporaceae
Exons: 2
Coding region: 1-2199 (732 amino acids)
Source: RefSeq, a predicted model, not a curated record